Triticum aestivum (bread wheat) is the source of this 945-nucleotide messenger RNA. RefSeq names its product ubiquitin. Gene Ontology annotation, biological process: translation. Gene Ontology annotation, molecular function: structural constituent of ribosome; protein binding. Lineage: Eukaryota; Viridiplantae; Streptophyta; Magnoliopsida; Poales; Poaceae. Gene Ontology annotation, cellular component: ribosome. The coding region runs from base 229 to 684 and encodes 151 amino acids. The record is from RefSeq and is a predicted model, not a curated record. The transcript has 5 exons.
AUUAGAGCGCCGGACUGCAACUCCGGCAGGUAGGGUUUCGGUGCAUACGACACGUGGUGGGCGUGCCCAAGGCUAUAUAACGACCCCGCCCUCCCGCAGCGCCGCCUUCGUUCCUCGCACCACCAUCUCCUCCUCCAGUCGUCGCAAGCGCUAUCCGGACAGGGGCGGGAGCUCGGGAAGGAGAGAGAGGAAGCAGGGAGAGAGGCGAGGGAGCGGAGCAUCGACGAGAUGCAGAUCUUCGUGAAGACGCUGACGGGGAAGACCAUCACCCUCGAGGUGGAGAGCAGCGACACCAUCGACAACGUCAAGGCCAAGAUCCAGGACAAGGAAGGCAUCCCUCCGGACCAGCAGCGCCUCAUCUUCGCGGGGAAGCAGCUGGAUGAUGGCCGCACCCUGGCCGACUACAACAUCCAGAAGGAGUCCACGCUGCACCUGGUGCUGCGCCUCCGCGGGGGCACCUGGAUCGAGCCCAGCCUCAAGGAACUCGCCCAGAAGUACAACCAGAAGAAACUGAUCUGCCGCAAGUGCUAUUCACGCCUGCCGCUCAGGGCUACGAAUUGCCGCAAGAAGAAAUGUGGCCACAGCAACCAGGCAAUUGAUUCUAUGUUAUGCCUGGAUGCUUUAAAUUGCCCCCCUGCAACAUGUGCAAGAAGAAAUGUGGCCACAGCAACCAGCUGCGGCUGAAGUCGAAAAGGCGUUGGUUCUGUUGAAGAGCCACACAUCAGUUGGAUCAGCUAUCUACUUGUCUCAGCUUAUCAAGACUGGCAGAACUUCUAAAUGUCUUGGUGUAAUGUUCCUGCUGGAUGUGGAGCAUUGUCUCUUUUGAACAGUUGGUUAUUUUUCUCUGCAUGCUUAGGACAUGUGAUGAUUGUAAUAUGGCAGCUUAACUCUUUUUGGCUGGAUUGAGCACUUACCUAAUUUCUAUAUAUGCUGCUCUGUUUUCAA